AUGGCACAUUCGGCCUGCGCAGCUUGUCGACACCAGCGCAAAAAAUGCUCAGCUGAAUGUCUGCUGGCUCCUCAUUUUCCUCCGGACGACCUUCAAAGGUUUGCGAUUGUGCAUCAGGUCUAUGGAAUUAGCCGUGUUGCCAAAUUGCUUAAAGAUGUUAAUCCUGAGCAAAGAGCAGAUGCAGCAAAUAGUUUGGUGUAUGAAGCAAAAGCCAGAGUGGAGGACCCUGUUUAUGGGUGUACAAGAGCAACCCAACAACUGCAGAAGCGGAUUGCAGAUUUGGAGUCCCAGUUGGCAGCCACGCAAGCAGAGCUCCUGAAUAUGCGUUUUACAAAUGACAAGCCCGUAUACCCUCUCACCAUUGGAGGUGAUGAUGCUGGAAAUGUUUUGUAUUCCCCCUCACAACAUAGUCAAUAUAGCAUGUGUGAGGAGGAUCCAAAGCUGUUGUGGGAACCGCUAUGGCAAGUACAUGUUUCUGAUUUUUUUUCCUUCCUUGGUGGAAAGGAGGGCAUUACUGGGAAGCCAGGCCGUGGCUUCAACCUCGGUCAGCUACCCCGUGCUCCAUUGUAG
This is a messenger RNA of Cryptomeria japonica (Japanese cedar), 570 nucleotides long. RefSeq names its product LOB domain-containing protein 24-like. The transcript has 4 exons. The record is from RefSeq and is a predicted model, not a curated record. Lineage: Eukaryota; Viridiplantae; Streptophyta; Pinopsida; Cupressales; Cupressaceae. The coding region runs from base 1 to 570 and encodes 189 amino acids.